AUGGCGACUGCUAUACAAAGGUUUUUCCUUUCGGAUAAACCGCCCUAUUCCCACAUUGCUGAUCUAGAGAGAAGUUUUAAUCCCAAGGUAACCUUCAAGAAGGUGUCAAACUACAAGCUUAAGGCAAGCGACUAUAUCCAUUUUGGGUUCCUGGGGUCCGUUUUUUUAUUUGUGUUAUACGCAAAUCCUGCUCCGCUUUUUUACAAGCUUUUAUUUUAUGCUCUUUUAUGUGUGUUAUUCAUCAUUCCAGUCACAUCCCAAUUUUUUUUUAAUGCAUUACCGAUUUGGGCGUGGUUAGCGCUUUAUUUCACUUCCUCUUACAUUCCAGCGACACAUAGACCAAAAAUUACAGUCAAGGUUUUACCAGCUGUUGAGACUGUUCUCUAUGGUGAUAACUUGAGUGAAUUACUAGCAGCCUCAACUAAUAUCUACCUCGAUAUAUUAGCCUGGAUCCCCUACGGGUUGUUCCAUUUUGGUGCACCGUUUGUCGUGGCCAUAAUACUGUUCCUUUUUGGCCCUCCAACAGUAUUGAGGGGGUAUGCAUUUGCAUUUGGUUACAUGAAUCUCUUAGGUGUUAUAAUUCAAAAUUUGUUUCCAGCCGCUCCCCCUUGGUAUAAGAUUCUGUAUGGGCUGAAAACAGCAUAUUAUGGUAUGCAUGGUUCUCCCGGUGGCUUAAAAAGAAUUGAUAAAUUAUUAGGUAUUGACCUUUACACAAGUGGUUUUGAAAACUCUUCUGUUAUAUUUGGGGCUUUCCCAUCCCUGCAUUCGGGUUGCUCGACAAUGGAAGCUUUAUUUUUUUCCUAUUGCUUUCCAAAAUUGAAACCUCUUUUCAUUGUUUAUGUUUGUUGGCUCUGGUGGUCAACGAUGUACUUAACUCAUCAUUAUUUUGUUGAUUUAGUUGCUGGUUCCGUUCUUUCUUACGUUUUUUUCCAAUAUACACGGUUAUACCAUCUGCCUUCUGAUACAAGUUUAUUCUCUAGAUGGUCGUAUUCUACCAUCGAGAAAUAUGACAUGAAUAAAAUGAAUCCAUUACUUUCGGAAUCAAACGAUAUAGAAAACGUUCCUUUAUCAAAUCUGGAGACAGAUUUUGAGCUAAAUUCGAUGGGGGAGAGAAGUACAAGUCCUUCAAUCUUUGAUGGUGCUACUUCAACCUCGAGAUCAUCCGCCACCUCCAACACCUCGUUAGGUGAAUUUCAAAAUGAGUACGUUGGUGCAUCACCCCGCGUAACAAGUAAACUAAGAUUUGAUUGA
Messenger RNA from Zygotorulaspora mrakii, 1251 nucleotides. It is a transcript of the gene AUR1, whose product is annotated as inositol phosphorylceramide synthase. Lineage: Eukaryota; Fungi; Ascomycota; Saccharomycetes; Saccharomycetales; Saccharomycetaceae. The transcript has a single exon. Gene Ontology annotation, biological process: inositol phosphoceramide metabolic process; sphingolipid biosynthetic process. Gene Ontology annotation, molecular function: inositol phosphoceramide synthase activity. The record is from RefSeq and is a predicted model, not a curated record. Gene Ontology annotation, cellular component: inositol phosphoceramide synthase complex. Bases 1 to 1251 code for a protein of 416 amino acids.